Molecule: messenger RNA, 2467 nt
Organism: Orussus abietinus
Lineage: Eukaryota; Metazoa; Arthropoda; Insecta; Hymenoptera; Orussidae
Gene: Gga
Product: ADP-ribosylation factor-binding protein GGA3
Exons: 11
Coding region: 133-2181 (682 amino acids)
Biological process (GO): vesicle-mediated transport; intracellular protein transport
Cellular component (GO): trans-Golgi network
Molecular function (GO): phosphatidylinositol binding; small GTPase binding; ubiquitin binding
Source: RefSeq, a predicted model, not a curated record
GCAAAGUGACAGUCGAGUUGUGGUCAGGUUAAAAUUUGGCAUUUAUAAUCAGUAUACUGAUUUCGGAACCGAUGCAGCUGGAAUGAGCAGAUUUUAUAGUCGCAGGCACCAUCGGUCGAACAAACGAUAAAAAUGGAUAUCGUAACUACGAGUCUGGAGGCUCUUUUACAAAUGGCCACGAAUCCUCAAAAUGUGAAACCCGACAUGGCAGCCAUCGGAGCAUUUUGUGCUACUCUCACCAGGGAACCCCAAGGAAUGCCUUUUGCGACUAAAUUAAUAGCAACCCGUAUUCAAUCUAAUAUCGAGUGGGAGGCUCUUCAAACGCUCACCGUUUUAGAUAUUUGCAUGAAGAGAUGUGGUUCUACGUUUCAUGCAGAGGUUGGGAAAUUUCGUUUUUUAAACGAAAUGAUAAAACUGGUAUCGCCAAGAUAUCUCGGUGACAAAACACCAGAGGUUGUUCGAGAAAGAAUACUGCAGCUUUUGUAUACGUGGACAAAGGAGUAUCCCCGUGAAAUAAAAAUAAAGGAAGCCUAUGAAAUGUUGAAGAAGCAACGCGUUCUUAAAGAUGAUCUUCCACCAACGAUAAACAGACAGAACGACGUACUUAAGCCACCUAAGUCAAAAUCAACAAACUCUGCUACGGUAUUCGACGACGAAGAAAAAUCUAAACUUCUGCAAAAGUUGUUACAAAGUAAAAAUCCUGAUGAUUUGCAAGCAGCCAAUAGGCUCAUAAAAACGAUGGUCAAAGAGAACGAGUGGAAGGUACAGCAGAAUUCUCUCAGAGUACUAGAAUUGGAGUCGGUACAUAACAAUGUCAAGUUGUUGUCCGAGAUGUUAGAUUCCUAUGAGCAUUGUCAGUCUAGUACCGAAGAUCUGGAAUUAAUGAAGGAACUUCAUCAGGCUUGCAAGCACUUACUACCUAAAGUUUUAAGGCUAGCAAAUGAGACACAAGAUAACGAAGAAAUGCUCAGCGACGUACUUACUGCAAGCGAUGAACUGGGUCAUGUGUUCGAGAGGUAUGCUGCCGUGAUUGAAUUAGGCCAGGUAUCUACAGAGACGGACACAAAUAGCACAAACAAUGGCGUUUCCUUAUUGGAUUUGUCCUCUCCAACGAGCAACAGCCCCUCUGUCGAUAGGUCAAUAAGUAAAAAUCAAAAUUGCAAUGCAAUUCAGACCGAUAUGGAAAUAUUGGGAGAUAUAUUCAACUCCUUGAACGAUGUUCCAUCAUUAUCAUCGGGAACUGAUACGUUGCUUUCAUUGCCAACCAUUAAUCUGGUUCAACCAAUGUCUACCCAACCUGUGACGAAGAAAGACCGGGUCGACAAUCCUGUUGAGUCUGUAAAAUUAGAUGGCAGGGCAAAGGCAUUGGAAGAUUUGAAUGAAUUGGGAGAAGCUCUUCUUAAACAAAGCAUUGUGCCAUCUACGGUAAAGACGAACUUUACCAAGUCAAGUAAACAGACUACCCACGUACCUAUGAACGCUAUGAUGAAACGCCCUGUGCCAUUAGAGUCUACGACAGUUGUCACACAGAACUCUCUACCCGAUGCUCGAAAUGGUUCCGUUGCGGCGCCAGAAGUAAUUAAUGAUGAGUUCAGCGAUGAAUCAUCCGAAAUAUUGAACGGAGAUAUUCCUUUAGUUGAUAUCAAAUUACCGUCGUUCACUAAAAGUUUGAAUAACGUUAAUGCAGAAGCUGAAAGCACAAAGAGCGACGAAAGCUCCGUGAGCCCGAUUCCAAUAGCGCCUACGAACCACAGCUGUGAAUCUAUAUCAUUGACAGAUAUUAACGUUACCCUUGAGAAUAUAAUUCCAGGAACAGUUCCUCCGUUAAUCGCUUUCGAAGAAAAAAAUGGUAUAUCCGUGAUUUUCCACUUUGCAAAAGACGAGCCCAGGCCAAAUGUUUCCGUAAUUGUGAUAACGAUGACCAGCAAAAACUUGAAGCCUCUUACCAAUUAUCUAUUCCAAGCAGUCGUACCUCAGAAGUGUAAAUGCAGACUCCAACCACCUUCCGGGACUACGUUACCCGGGCACAAUCCCUUUUUACCUCCUUCGGCCAUCACUCAAAUAAUGCUGAUCGCAAAUCCGCACAAGGAGUCGUUGUCACUGAAAUUCAUGUUGAGUUACACCAUGAAUGGUGAGACCAUAACGGAGAUGGGCGAAGUCGACCAUCUGCCUAUAACAUAAUAAAAACCCAGGAGAACGACGUCGUGCUUCAAAUAUCCUCUCAAGCUUGAUGAACUUUACUUAUUAUUAAGUAUUGUAUUAUAGUUAUAUGUACAUGUCAUCGAGGUUUCUGAAUUUUUUAACUGUAAAAUUACUGAAUGGCGUGUGCACUUGUCUCUUCCUUGGUAAAUAGUCCAUUCGUCGUAUGAUUUUCGCAAUAUCGGGCAAAAAUUAUAUUAAUAUAUCGCAUAUUUUGUUUUAAAGUUGGAAAAUACAAUAAACUAUUACAGAACGUUCCGUUAACCUA